Molecule: messenger RNA, 13608 nt
Organism: Nannospalax galili (Upper Galilee mountains blind mole rat)
Lineage: Eukaryota; Metazoa; Chordata; Mammalia; Rodentia; Spalacidae
Gene: Nav1
Product: neuron navigator 1
Exons: 34
Coding region: 151-6636 (2161 amino acids)
Biological process (GO): neuron migration; neurogenesis; nervous system development
Cellular component (GO): microtubule cytoskeleton; axon initial segment
Molecular function (GO): ATP hydrolysis activity
Source: RefSeq, a predicted model, not a curated record
AAACUUUCUGAACGCGAGGAGAGGACGCCCGGCCCCGCGCUGCUCGGGCGAUGCGCGACUCAACACUGCGGCGGCGGCGGCGGCGCGGACCCCCAGCCCGGGACUGCAGGCGCGCGGGAUCUUAGUGCUGCAUCGCCCCUGUUGCCGACCAUGAAUGGGAUGGCCAACGUAAAUUCUGCUAGCCGCCCACACUAUGCCUCCUCCAUCCCUGUGCCUCGAGCUUCCUCCCAGACAAGAAUUCACACCCCAGGCACUUCCCCUCAGCUGAGGCCCACCCUUAGCCCCCAGAGGGGCAAGGCUGUAGUGUCCCCCAGAAACUCCUCCCCCAAGGGCUACAGGGGGAGAGGCUCCUCCAGGGCUACUGGACCAGCUAGGGAGCUGGCUGAGAGUGGGGAAAGCCUUCCUAACUCUCCCUGGAACAGUCCCAACGUGACCCCAAGAGCAGCCCUCUCCAGUCAAGCCAAGUCCAGAAGAGCUGGGGAGACACAAGGCACCCAGAGAAAGAAGGUAGCCCAAGAAGGUGUUCCAGUCCGCCAGAUCCGGGGCAGGAGUCCACCCCAGACAAGUUCUCAUGGAGAAACUCAAAUACCAGGGCCUCCUAGCUGCCCAGGAAAAGAUCAAAGAGACACAGACUACAAAAGUUCUGUAAUCACCAGGUCUUUGGAGCCUGAUGAAGGGGCAACUUCAAGGAUUUCCUCUCAAGUCUGCAGCCCUGUGCAGAGUAUGCAGCCCUCUCCUACUCCAGGAACCAUUAGCUUCUCCUCAGCCCAUCAGCAGAGCCAGCCAAUCACAGCCACAGUGGCCCCCUUCCAGUACAAGUUGCAAUCAGACCAGAAGUCUGGCCCUGUUCCUCAGGAGAGUUGGGCCCUUGAUGGAUACACCACCCCCACUAGCAGGGGAGAGGACAGCUUCUCCUGCAUGGACGCGCGGAUAGUCCAUGCGCUCCUCGCCGGCAGAAUGCUGAGCAGCAGCGUCAAGAGCGUGCAGCCCGAGGUGGAGCUGAGCCUCGGCGGCGACGAGGGCGCGGACGAGCCGAGGGGAGCCGGCAGGAAGGCGGCCGCGGCGGACGGCCGCGGCAUGCUGCCCAAGCGCGCCAAGGCGGCAGGCGGCGGCGGCAGUAUGGCCAAGGCCAGCGCAGCGGAGCUGAAGGUCUUCAAGUCUGGCAGCGUGGACAGCCGUGUCCCCGGAGGGCCGCCGGCCUCUAACCUGCGCAAGCAGAAGUCGCUCACCAACCUCUCGUUCCUCACCGACUCCGAGAAAAAGCUGCAGCUCUAUGAGCCCGAGUGGAGCGAUGAUAUGGCCAAGGCGCCCAAGGGUUUGGGCAAGAUGGGGCCCAAGGGCCGCGAGGCUCCACUGAUGUCCAAGACGCUGUCCAAGUCCGAGCAUUCGCUCUUCCAGCCCAAAGGCGGCCCGGCCAGCGGCGCCAAGACCCCACUGGCCCCCCUAGCGCCCAGCCUGGGCAAACCCAGCCGGAUCCCGCGCGGACCCUACGCGGAGGUCAAGCCUCUCAGCAAAGCGCCUGAGGCUGCGGUGAGCGACGACGGCAAGUCGGAUGAUGAGCUGCUCUCCAGCAAGGCCAAGGCGCAGAAGAGCUCGGGUACCGUGCCCUCCGCCAAGGGCCAGGAGGAACGGGCCUUCCUCAAGGUGGACCCCGAGCUCGUGGUGACUGUGCUGGGCGACCUGGAGCAGCUGCUCUUCAGCCAGAUGCUGGAUCCAGAGUCCCAGAGAAAGAGGACAGUACAGAAUGUCCUAGAUCUUCGACAGAACCUGGAAGAAACUAUGUCCAGCCUGCGAGGCUCCCAGGUGACUCACAGCUCCCUGGAGAUGACCUGUUAUGAUAGCGAUGAUGCCAACCCUCGAAGUGUAUCCAGCCUUUCCAACCGCUCCUCUCCUCUCUCUUGGCGCUAUGGCCAAUCUAGCCCCAGGCUGCAGGCUGGCGAUGCGCCCUCGGUGGGUGGAAGCUGCCGUUCAGAGGGUCCACCAGCCUGGUACAUGCAUGGGGAACGGGCACACUACUCCCACACCAUGCCUAUGCGGAGCCCCAGCAAGCUCAGCCACAUCUCCCGCCUGGAGCUGGUAGAGUCCCUGGACUCAGAUGAGGUGGACCUCAAGUCUGGCUACAUGAGCGACAGUGACCUCAUGGGCAAGACCAUGACAGAGGAUGAUGACAUCACAACAGGAGAUUCUAGAAUUGUGCAGUACACUCCUAAGGAGGCAUCCCAGAGAGAAUGCAGCUGGGAUGAAAGCAGCUCUAUCAGCAGUGGGCUCAGUGAUGCCUCAGACAACCUCAGCUCGGAAGAGUUCAAUGCCAGUUCCUCGCUCAACUCCCUCCCAACUACUCCCACUGCUUCACGCAGGAACUCUACAAUAGUGCUACGCACAGACUCAGAGAAGCGCUCUCUGGCAGAAAGCGGGCUGAACUGGUUUAGUGAGUCAGAGGAGAAGGCCCCCAAAAAACUGGAAUACGACAGUGGCAGCCUGAAGAUGGAACCUGGGACUUCCAAAUGGCGGAGAGAGCGGCCUGACAGCUGUGAUGACUCAUCCAAGGGUGGAGAACUGAAAAAGCCCAUCAGCCUGGGACACCCAGGGUCCCUGAAGAAGGGCAAGACACCUCCAGUGGCUGUCACUUCCCCCAUCACUCAUACAGCCCAGAGUGCCCUCAAAGUGGCAGGCAAGCCAGAAGGCAAAGCUACAGACAAGGGUAAGUUGGCAGUGAAGAACACUGGGCUACAGCGGUCCUCUUCUGAUGCUGGUCGGGACCGACUCAGUGAUGCUAAGAAGCCCCCCUCCGGCAUUGCUCGCCCCUCCACCUCUGGAUCCUUUGGCUACAAGAAGCCUCCCCCUACCACAGGCACAGCCACUGUCAUGCAGACUGGUGGCUCAGCCACCCUCAGCAAGAUCCAGAAGUCCUCAGGUAUCCCUGUCAAGCCAGUAAAUGGACGAAAGACAAGUUUAGAUGUGUCCAACAGCGCAGAGCCUGGAUUCCUGGCUCCUGGAGCCCGUUCCAACAUCCAGUACCGCAGCCUGCCCAGGCCAGCCAAGUCCAGCUCCAUGAGUGUGACCGGUGGGCGAGGUGGGCCUCGCCCUGUCAGCAGCAGCAUUGACCCCAGUCUCCUUAGCACCAAGCAGGGAGGCCUUACACCCUCCAGACUGAAGGAACCUUCCAAGGUUGCCAGUGGCCGAACCACUCCAGCUCCUGUCAAUCAGACAGAUCGGGAAAAGGAAAAGGCCAAAGCUAAGGCCGUGGCCUUGGACUCAGACAACAUCUCCUUGAAGAGCAUUGGCUCUCCAGAAAGCACUCCCAAGAACCAAGCAAGCCACCCCCCAAACACCAAGUUAGCAGAACUGCCACCAACCCCUCUCAGGGCCACAGCCAAAAGCUUUGUCAAGCCACCCUCACUAGCCAAUCUAGACAAGGUCAACUCCAACAGUCUGGAUCUACCAUCAUCCAGUGACACCCAUGCUUCAAAGGUCCCAGAUCUGCAUGCUACAAGCUCAACAACUGGGGGCCCUCUCCCUUCUUGCUUCACCCCUAGUCCAGCACCUAUCCUCAAUAUUAACUCAGCCAGCUUCUCCCAGGGCCUGGAGCUAAUGAGUGGUUUCAGUGUCCCAAAGGAGACCCGCAUGUACCCCAAACUCUCAGGCCUGCACAGGAGCAUGGAGUCCCUCCAGAUGCCGAUGAGCCUGCCCAGUGCCUUCCCUAGCAGUUCUCCCAUCCCCACCCCACCUGCUGCCCCUGCACCCUCAGAAGAGGAGACAGAAGAGCUGCCCUGGAGUGGAAGCCCCAGGGCUGGACAAUUGGACAGUAAUCAGCGAGAUCGAAACACCCUUCCCAAGAAAGGGCUCAGGUACCAACUUCAGUCCCAGGAGGAGACUAAGGAGAGGCGGCAUUCCCACACUAUCGGUGGUCUGCCAGAAUCCAAUGACCAGGCAGAGCUACCAUCUCCCCCUGCACUCUCCAUGUCCUUGAGCACAAAGGGCCAGCUUACCAACAUAGUGAGUCCCACUGCGGCCACCACGCCAAGAAUCACCCGCUCCAACAGCAUCCCCACCCACGAGACGGCCUUCGAGCUGUACAGCGGCUCCCAAAUGGGGAGCACCCUGUCCCUGGCCGAGAGACCCAAGGGAAUGAUUCGGUCAGGAUCCUUCCGAGACCCCACGGAUGAUGUUCAUGGCUCGGUGCUGUCCCUGGCCUCCAGUGCCUCUUCCACUUACUCCUCAGCUGAGGAGAGGAUGCAGUCUGAGCAAAUUCGGAAGCUUCGUAGGGAACUGGAAUCAUCCCAGGAAAAAGUGGCCACCUUGACAUCUCAGCUCUCUGCCAAUGCUAACCUAGUGGCUGCUUUCGAGCAGAGCCUGGUGAAUAUGACAUCUCGCCUGCGACACCUGGCAGAGACAGCUGAGGAGAAGGACACUGAGCUACUGGAUUUGCGAGAAACUAUUGACUUUUUGAAGAAAAAGAACUCUGAGGCCCAGGCAGUCAUUCAGGGAGCUUUGAAUGCCUCAGAAGCCACACCCAAAGAACUCCGGAUCAAGAGACAGAACUCAUCAGAUAGCAUCUCCAGCCUCAACAGCAUCACCAGUUAUUCCAGCAUUGGCAGCAGCAAGGAUGCUGAUGCCAAAAAGAAGAAGAAAAAGAGUUGGGUUUAUGAGCUUCGAAGUUCCUUCAAUAAAGCCUUCAGUAUAAAAAAGGGCCCCAAGUCUGCCUCCUCGUACUCUGAUAUAGAGGAAAUUGCCACACCUGACUCCUCAGCCCCGUCAUCCCCGAAACUGCAGCAUAGUUCCACGGAGACUGCAUCACCCUCCAUCAAGUCCUCUAACUCAUCCUCUGUGGGCAUUGAGGUCACUGAGGCUCCUGCUCACUCAACCCCCCACACUAGACUGUUCCAUGCCAGUGAGGAAGAGGAACCAGAGAAAAAGGAGGUAUCAGAGCUGCGCUCUGAACUAUGGGAGAAAGAGAUGAAGCUGACAGACAUCCGUUUGGAGGCCCUCAACUCUGCCCACCAGCUGGAUCAGCUUCGAGAGACCAUGCACAACAUGCAGUUGGAGGUGGACCUUUUGAAAGCAGAGAAUGACAGGCUGAAAGUUGCCCCCGGCCCCUCCUCAGGCUCUACUCCAGGGCAGGUCCCUGGAUCAUCUGCUCUGUCAUCCCCUCGCCGCUCUCUGGGCCUUGCACUGACCCAUCCCUUCAGUCCCAGUCUCACGGACACAGACCUAUCACCCAUGGAUGGCAUCAGCACUUGUGGUCCAAAAGAAGAAGUAACCCUUCGAGUGGUCGUACGGAUGCCGCCCCAGCACAUCAUCAAAGGGGACUUGAAGCAGCAGGAAUUCUUCUUAGGAUGUAGCAAGGUCAGUGGCAAAGUUGACUGGAAGAUGCUGGAUGAAGCUGUUUUCCAAGUGUUCAAGGAUUACAUUUCUAAAAUGGACCCAGCCUCCACCCUGGGACUAAGCACUGAGUCCAUCCAUGGCUAUAGUCUCAGUCACGUGAAACGAGUGUUGGAUGCUGAACCCCCAGAGAUGCCUCCCUGCCGCCGAGGUGUCAAUAACAUAUCAGUCUCCCUCAAAGGUCUGAAGGAGAAAUGUGUCGACAGCCUGGUGUUUGAGACUCUCAUCCCCAAGCCCAUGAUGCAGCACUACAUAAGCCUCCUGCUCAAGCAUCGGCGCCUGGUACUCUCUGGCCCCAGCGGCACUGGCAAGACCUACUUGACCAAUCGUCUGGCUGAGUACCUGGUGGAGCGCUCAGGCCGGGAGGUCACCGAGGGCAUCGUCAGCACCUUCAAUAUGCACCAGCAAUCUUGCAAGGAUCUGCAACUGUAUCUCUCCAACCUGGCCAACCAGAUAGACAGGGAAACAGGAAUUGGGGACGUGCCCCUGGUGAUCCUAUUGGACGACCUGAGUGAAGCAGGCUCCAUCAGUGAGCUGGUCAAUGGGGCCCUCACCUGCAAGUAUCAUAAAUGUCCAUAUAUUAUAGGUACCACCAAUCAGCCUGUAAAAAUGACACCCAACCAUGGCUUGCACUUGAGCUUCAGGAUGCUGACCUUUUCUAACAAUGUGGAGCCAGCCAAUGGCUUCCUGGUCCGUUACCUGCGGAGGAAGUUGGUGGAGUCGGACAGUGACAUCAAUGCUAACAAGGAAGAGUUGCUUCGGGUGCUGGACUGGGUUCCCAAGCUGUGGUACCACCUCCACACCUUCCUUGAGAAACACAGCACCUCGGACUUCCUCAUCGGCCCUUGCUUCUUUCUGUCCUGUCCCAUUGGCAUUGAGGACUUCCGGACCUGGUUCAUUGACCUGUGGAACAACUCCAUCAUUCCCUAUCUACAGGAAGGAGCCAAGGAUGGGAUCAAGGUCCAUGGUCAGAAAGCUGCUUGGGAAGACCCUGUGGAAUGGGUCAGGGAUACUCUUCCCUGGCCAUCAGCCCAACAAGACCAAUCAAAGCUGUACCACCUGCCUCCACCCACUGUGGGCCCUCAUAGCAUAGCCUCACCUCCAGAGGACAGGACAGUCAAAGACAGUACUCCAAGUUCUCUGGACUCAGAUCCUCUGAUGGCCAUGCUGCUCAAACUUCAAGAAGCUGCCAACUAUAUUGAGUCACCAGAUCGAGAAACCAUCCUGGACCCCAACCUUCAGGCGACACUCUGAGAGUCUAGCAGUUGUCACCCUGGACAGCAGAAGGCUGGCUUCAGCUUCAUGAGAUCCUCCUCUCCCCUCUUCUUUCAGAGCUCCAACUCUCCAACCCCACAAGGAGAAAAGGAGGGAGGAGGAGGGCAAGAAGAGGAACAGGUUCUUGGUGCUGCAUCUUUGAGAACUUCAUAGUAGGAAUUGGAGGGGUAGAGUUUGGGAACUCAUGCCCCCUAAAUACUAAAUACAGUAGGCUUCCUCUCAUGACUUUGGAGGAAAGAUGAUUCUGGGUCUUUUCUUCAAUUCUUGUUUCACCUACAAACUUCUGGGCUUUCUGGGGAGGGAUUUGGAAGACAUCAAAAAACUCUGCAGCAGUUUCUAACUGGUUCUCAUGAACACCUCUGAGACAGUCACUUGUGGAGAAAUCAAAGGGAGGCAGGAAGCUCCACAGAUUUUCUUGCAGAUCCUUCCCAAUUCACCACUGCCAACAAUCUUUCCCCAAAGAUUUUUCUGGCCAGAGCCCAGAAAAGAAGCAUGUGUUUUUUAAAAAUGUGUAAAUCAACCUGUGAAAGGUAUAAAAGCAAUGGAAAAGAUGAAGCUGGAGAGAGGGGACCCAGUUGCCAAGAAUGAGAGCUGCCAGUACUUGCCUUCUGGAUGACAUAGGGGACAUUGACAAGAUGGCUACCAAUCUAAGACAUCACCAAACCACAAAAGUAACAUUACAGCCUUCAGAGAAAGACUACUAGCUCUGUCUUCCUACCCUCUAAUUUAACAUGCAUGAAAGUCAAUAAACCCUACUUUUUCAUUUUUUAUUUUUUAUUUUAAUUUUUACUUUUUUCCUUCAUUUGCCUAUUUAUUCCCCUCGAUCCCCCAUUUUCUCACAUUGUCCAUGAGAUACUUGGGUUGCUCUCCAGGGGAUAGUUUGGCGUUCCAAGUAGGUUUUCUUUGGAGGAUUUAAUUUCAUAUAAUUGGUACAAGUUAAAUGCCUGGCAUGCCACUAUCUCUGGCAUCCUUGGGGCUUAUAUGAGAUAAGAAACAUUGACUCAGAAUAGUAGGAGAGAAAGAACCCAGGUCCCUUGACUUUCUUUUUGAGAAAGCACAUGUUUUUCCUGGAAGCUCAAUUGCCAUCCUCUGGCAUGAUAGAAAAUCUACUCUGAGCUUCGUCAUGGACUGGAAGAAAACCAAAAUACUGGAAACACCCACCUGUCUUAUGGCCUGUUUGGCCCCUCAUUGCACUAUUUGGAUGGUAGCCACAUUGCCUGACUGAAUCAAAAUUCCCUAGCUGUUUGUUUUUGACAGGUAAAUAUUCACUUAUAAGAGACUGAACAACCAUGUGAGAUGCUCCAAAUCAAAACAUGAGGCUCAAGGAGUUUGAUUUUUUUUGCCAAUAUUUGCCUUCCAAAGAGAUCCCACCCCUCGCAGAAGUUGCUCUUUUCCUAUUGCCCUGAAGGUCUAGCAAUCCAUGCUCUUUUGUUUGAUAAGUACUUGUUGAGUACUUAACUGUGUACCAGUCACUAUGUUUUAAAAGGGGGGCAAGACUUGGGUCCUUAAGUUCAUAGACUAGGAAGAAAUCUUAACCUCCAUUAAGUGCACACCUCCAUAUUGUCUGGAUGUUUAAGAUCAUUUAAGAAACAGGUGAAAUCCAAUGAGUUGGUCAAAAGAAGCCUUUGAUUAGAUAUUCAUUAUGUUGUAGGCAGAAGAUCUGCAAUCAAGAUGGAGCUUGGACUAUGGAAUCUUGCUUGUCUGGAGUGAGCAAGUCUACUUCUGUCUUUUCUGGAAACCAGAUGGGACUGGAGUCCAGGCUGAGCUGCCUGGUGGGCUAAUAUUUCAGCACUCUGCAGUUCAGGGAUAUAGUGAUGAGCCUAGGCCUAAGUGUUUGCUCUUCAGAUUCCUAAGUAGCACAAGACUUGUCAAAAUCUAUACUAUAGAAUCCAUAGGCAUACUAACCUGGACCAUUACUGUACCCAACCAAGGAGUUACAUGCACCUGAAUCUUCAAACCAGUAUAUUUUCAUUUAGGUCCUCAAGAUGGUCUAGGUUGUCCCUCACCCUGCCCUCCCCCAAAGCUUCUAUAUUCACCUGGUAGCCCCAGGGAUGACAGGGUCCUCUAUUCUGGAGACUAUUAUUGCUAUUGCUGCUAAUUUCGUGAGCUGUGAAAAUCUCCAACCAACUCAGCUGCAAAAUAUGCAAUUCUGUGGUGGGAAGAGGCUGUUUGUCCGAGGGUGGUGCUGAGAUCAUUGCCUCAAGGUCUCUGCUGUGCAGAGUAAGAAGGUCUCAGAGCUGGGUGUUCCAACUUGAGAAGGAAGGGAAGACUGGAUAGUCCUACUUUGGACUAGGCCUCUUCCAAACCCUAUCCUAAGCUCCAGUUCCAUGGCAAGGCUCAGACUUUUAAUGCCAUCCUAAUGAUUGAGCUUUUAACUCUCUUUUCUGGUGCUGCCCAGCCAGUGCCUUCUGACAUGGAUGUUACUGGCUACUUGAGAAGAAGGAAAGUGGGAAAUGCCUUCUUCCAUUGCAACUGCCUCAAACCGCAGAGGGAUUCUUGGCUCUGGUAACCAUGGAUACCAUCGUGAAUUUUAUUUGGGUCUACAGCAGGUUGAUUCUGGAGGCCUCUCAUACAGUGACUUCAUUUCUAUUCCUGGGAUCCACCACCCUCUGCUCUCACUUGACUGCUGCAUUUAGUCCAGGCCUCUAAUAGCUUUCCUCCAGAAAGUAUGUUCCCAUCUCGUGAAGUGGUCUUGGAGCCUCCACUUUCCUUCUGGAACCUGGGACCCUGUUUACAGUCAUGCAUCUGGGCCCCUCACAGUGGAAUCAACUAUCUCACAAAGGAAUCAUGGUUAUGUGGCAACCGCAGAAGGUCGACCCUCCUCAUGGUGCUAUUAUAACCCCUUGUGAUGGUCAUCCACACUUCUCAGAAGCAAAAACCUGAGCUCCCCCUCAGUGCUCUACAAUGGCAAGGAGCAAAUCCACAGCGUUCUUUCUGAUCUUCACGCUUGAUUCUUGGUUGAGACUACUGGGGACUCCUCAGAAAGAAGAAAUUAGGUCCCAGAGCUAAAUUCUCUGCUGCUUCAGAAGAAUCCAGUCUAUCGCAUUCUGGAAUUUGUGCUGUUCCCUUCCCCUUCAACUCCCCUAACUGCAUCCCUCACCAAAGUUGGCUAGUAAAGAAGAGGGUUCAAUACCCAACAUCAGUGUUGGUCUCAACCUGAUGAGUCUCAGCUCUAGGAGAGGCUCAACAGAGUCCCUCUUUUGGAUGAAAACCAAUAAGUUGUAUCCAAUGUAUUUGUUUCUUGGUCCCUGCCUAGGCACUAAAAUAAAAUACUAGGUAUUGGAGGCUAUUUAUUAUGGGAUUGAUGUCUGUAUGUAUCUUUCACACAUGCACACAAGAGCAGCUUGCUGUUGCUGUCUCGUAUGUUCUGAAGCUUCACUGAGUUUUGUGUUGUUGGUUUUUUUAGUUAUGCUUUCUGGCAACUCUUUGGUGCUUAUCUCUUUUUGUAAAUCCUUACACCAAUGUCUUUCAUGUAGUCUAAUCAUUGAGAAGGUAAAGACGGACAGGGAAGAAUGGGGUAAAAAAAGGAAAGUCUUUAUUGGUUGGUAUACUACAUUUGGUCUUGAAUUGCCAACCUUCUAACUAAUCUAUCCAUACUGAAGGACUUAAGACAAAAGAAUGAUUUUUCCCCCUUUUUAUUUCUUGUCUUGUUUUUCUGGUUUGAAAGGGUUUAAGUGGACUUAAUCUGGCCGUCUCUUCACUUGUAGCUCUCAGAAAUGAGUUACACUAUUCAGACAGAUACCCCCCUUCCAGUGACCUGAGGACUGUUUCCUAUAGUGUUCCAGAAAAGUAGGGCGAGAAGUGGUGGCUUGCUGCCUUUUACAACGCCUCCAUUAUCACCAAGGAUGACACUCAUCAUAUGCAUAGACCACAUUUACCUAAUUAUAUAUGAGGAUUCAAGAGACUUUAAUGAUUUUUGUUUGUUUUGUAGUCCCGAGCUGACCUGAAACUCGAUAUGUAGACCAGGUUGGCCUCCAUCUCACAGAGAUCCGCCUGCCUCAGCUCAUAAGUGCCAGGACUAAAGGCAAAUGCCACCAUGCCCAGCUGAUUUUUUUAUUACAAAGUAUUUGGGAGAGAAAGUUAUGCUAAUCACACAGCUGUUUAAAGUGCUAAAGUAAUUCAGAUUGUCAGUUGCAGUUUAUCAUACUUUAUCCUUUCUUUCAUCUUGGGUAUUAACUAAACUGAAACUAAUAAAUAGACUCCAUAAACCAACCCCCAUGAUAAGAAGAGAAAUGUCCCAUUGCAGAGGGUUGGCAAGAGAGUUGGAUAAGGUACUAACAGACUUGCUAGCACUUUUUUUUUUCCAGUUUUGGAGAUUGAACACAUGCUAAGCAAGCACUCUGCCACUGAGCUAUAUCUCAAAUCUUUGCUUUUAUUUUUUAAAACAGAGUUUCACUAAGUGCCCAUGAUGGCCUUGAAUUCACUAAGUAUUCCAGGCUGACUUUGAGUUUGUGAUCCUUUUCCCUCAGUCUCUCAAGUAGUUGGGAUUUUGGGCCUCUAUCACCAGUCCUGAUACACUCUUAUAUGAUUUUGAGAACUGUUCAAGUGUUUUAGUUCCCAACAAGGAGGCCAUGAAUAAAAUGCAUUCCCAAAUGGCCAAAGCCUGAAGAUCCUGCCCUUCAUAAUCAAAUCAGCUUUAUACAUUCAUGAGUCCUCAGUUAACCUGCUCAGGAUAACAGGGCCACUGACCUGGCUCUCCCCACUGCCCAGGGUACAUUUAUAUACAUCUGCUUACCCUAGCUCUGGAAGCAGGUGGUGCUGGCCAUAGACCUACAGAAGACAGAGUAGACUGGAAAGUAGCAUAGUCUUGAAGUAAGGAAACCAGUUGAACCUUCAUAACUGCAAGGAGACAAAGACAGUUAAAAAUCAAUCCUGUUUUAGCUGGGCAUGGUAGCAUAUGCCUUUAAUUCCAGCACUUGGGAGGCAGAGGCAGUAGAAUCUCUGUGAGAUCAAAGCCAGCCUGGUCUACAUAGUAAGUUCCAGGUCAGCUGGGGCUACAAAAAGACUUAAAAAAAAAUAACCCUGUUUAUACUAGCUCGUUCCAGUUUGAUGUUUUGGCCAUCUUUCUUAAUAAUUAUGUCAUAGAGAACACUCUGGAAAGGUGAUCGUGAAAGGUGAGUCCCUGGUUCCUUGAUUCAACCUUUCAUUCUUUAAAGCAGUGGUUCUCAGAGGAUAUUUCUAGACCAGCAGCAGCAAGCAGCAUGUGGGAACCUGUCAGAAAUAAAAUUCUCAGACUCUGCCCCAGAUUUAACCAAGUCAAACUGCAGUGUUAGUGCCCAGCAAUACAAAUUAACAGCCCCUCCAGUGAAUUUGAAGCAUGAGAGUCCACUGGUUAGAAGGGGAAGCCAAGUAUCAGAGUCCUCACUCAAGUGGUUUAAGACCCCAAAUAAGAAGAUCCUACAUUAUCAUUAUUAACAUUAUUUUCAAAGUCACUUUUCUCAUGCUUAUGUUUCUUGGGUUUUUGUUGUUGUUGUUUUUCACAAUGAAACGUGUUAGGGAAGCACCUGUGUAUUUCCUAGCUGAGUGCAACCUUCAAUGAAAAACCUGUCUAAAAUUUCUACCUGGCAAACUAAGGGGCUUCAAUAGGGAGAAAGUGUUGGAGGUCUCUAGUCCAGACUGCUCUUCUGCUGGAUUCUUUGUCUAAACAUUUUUCUGAUAAUAGGCUAAGUUUCUAAUAGGGUAAGUUAACUCAAGUCUAAUUUGCAUUCCCAUGACAAAAUGUUCUUCCAGCAACAUCCUUCUCCCUUCUAUGAGUGAUAAAGAACACUGCUGGGUCUGAGAACUUGGUCAGACCCUCCUUCCCCAAGGCAGCUAGCCACUGUACAGCUCCAACAUGCCUCUGUCUGUGCUCCCUCCCCACAGCUCGGAGAGUUCUACACACUGAACCGGGACUCUACGUCCUUAGGUUCAGCCUUUGCAUUCCCAUACCAGGAUCUAUAUACAGAUCUCAACAAAUGCCUCUUUUUUUAAAGAAAUCCAGAAAGAGUUUCAUAUCUUCCCAAACUCACAGACUAACUGAUAAGGUCAUGGAAGAGAUGAGGCCCUUUAGAAGUUUUGUUUCUAAUCUGUCAGUUUCUCUGAGAGUGCUUUUGUGUAGAACACAAAAAAAUCAGUAGUACCAGAUCUCUUGAGCUCAGAAACUACGCACUUCAAGGACUAAAGUAUGAGGAUGGCAAGUGUAAAAUAAUUGCACUAAAAUCACCUAUUUGCCCUCCUGAAGGCCCGUGAUGUGAUGGGUCCCUGGCUAUCUCCUGUAGCGUCAUCCUGCUCCCCUGCCAUUUCUCUGAAAAAGAAGAUAUAAGGAACAAACUCCAGCUCACAACCAGUCUUGGUUACUGCUGUGCAGUGGCCUCCCACUUCCUAAUGUUCUUUUGUUUAUUGCUUCUAACAAAAGAAUUUUUAAUGAGUUCUAGACCCUGGUAGCUUCCUUUCCUUCCCCACUCCCUAUCCUGUUUUAGGCAGCACUGUUUAUGUGACAGUCUGUGUUUCUCAAAUGCAUGGCACUCCUCAAGUGGAGGGUGGGCAAGAAUGUUCGUUUACUUUUUAAAAUUUAUUGGGCACAAAAAUCCCAAACCAGGAUAUGUGUGUGUCUGUGUGUUUAUGUUUUGUUUUGUUUAUUUUGUUUUGUUUAUCAUUUGACCCCUGCCUCUUCCAAUCUAUCCCCUUUUAUACCUAAUACAGAAAAGACAAAACUGAAUCUGGAAAGCAAACUGUUGUAUAUAGUUGCGGUAACAAUCAUGAAGAGAGUUCGGCUGUCCCUUCACUAAUUCAUUUUGAAUAAUGAAUUGGUUGAAAAUUACAUUCAUGCCUUGGCCAGCUGAAGAGGCCUUCCUUCAUCACCACAGAGGCUACCUUUACCUGGGUCCUCUGUCCAUCAGGCAUGUCUCCUUCCAGCAAAAUUCAUCUGUUCUAUACCAUUUGCGUUUCAAUAAAGUUAUCUCCUGUAUUGUC